Molecule: messenger RNA, 6576 nt
Organism: Ochotona curzoniae (black-lipped pika)
Lineage: Eukaryota; Metazoa; Chordata; Mammalia; Lagomorpha; Ochotonidae
Gene: ARHGAP26
Product: Rho GTPase activating protein 26
Exons: 23
Coding region: 192-2636 (814 amino acids)
Biological process (GO): signal transduction
Cellular component (GO): cytoplasm
Molecular function (GO): protein binding; GTPase activator activity
Source: RefSeq, a predicted model, not a curated record
CCGCCCCUCGCAGCCGCCCCUCGCUCAGGGAGGCGGACGCGCCCGCGCCACAGCGCGCGGCGGGCUGAGCGGGCGCCACACCUGUGGAGCCGCGCGGGCCGUCGGGGCUGCCGACCCGGACCCCGCAGCGUGCGUGCUCGGGGCGCCGCUUGGCUCGCGCCCCCCGCCCCCGGCUGCGCGCCGCGGACACCAUGGGGCUCCCGGCGCUCGAGUUCAGCGACUGCUGCCUCGACAGCCCGCACUUCCGAGAGACGCUCAAGUCUCACGAAGCGGAGCUGGACAAGACCAACAAAUUCAUCAAGGAGCUCAUCAAAGACGGGAAGUCUCUUAUCAGCGCGCUCAAGAACUUGUCUUCGGCGAAGCGGAAGUUUGCUGAUUCCUUAAAUGAGUUCAAGUUUCAGUGCAUAGGGGAUGCAGAAACAGAUGAUGAGAUGUGUAUAGCAAGGUCUUUGCAGGAGUUCGCCACUGUCCUCAGGAACCUGGAAGAUGAGCGAAUACGGAUGAUUGAGAACGCCAGCGAAGUGCUUAUCACACCCUUGGAGAAGUUUCGCAAAGAGCAGAUUGGGGCUGCCAAGGAAGCCAAAAAGAAGUAUGACAAGGAGACCGAGAAGUAUUGUAGCGUCUUAGAAAAGCACUUGAACUUAUCUUCCAAAAAGAAGGAGUCUCAGCUUCAGGAGGCAGACAGCCAAGUGCACCUGGUCCGACAACAUUUCUAUGAAGUCUCCCUGGAGUACGUCUUCAAGGUGCAGGAAGUCCAGGAGCGAAAGAUGUUCGAGUUUGUGGAGCCCCUGCUGGCCUUCCUGCAGGGCCUCUUCACUUUCUACCACCACGGUUAUGAGCUGGCCAAGGAUUUUGGUGACUUCAAGACGCAGCUGACCAUCAGCAUCCAGAACACAAGAAAUCGCUUUGAAGGUACUAGGUCAGAAGUGGAAUCGCUGAUGAGGAAGAUGAAGGAGAAUCCACUUGAGCACAAGACCAUCAGUCCAUACACCAUGGAAGGGUACCUGUACGUGCAAGAGAAGCGUCACUUUGGAACCUCUUGGGUGAAGCACUAUUGCACGUAUCAGCGGGAUUCCAAGCAAAUCAGCAUGGUCCCAUUUGACCAGAAAUCAGGAGGAAAAGGGGGAGAAGAUGAGUCGGUCACACUCAAGUCCUGUACACGGCGGAAAACAGACUCGAUUGAGAAGAGGUUUUGCUUUGAUGUGGAAGCUGUGGACAGGCCAGGGGUUAUCACCAUGCAGGCGUUGUCGGAAGAGGACCGGAGGCUCUGGAUGGAAGCCAUGGAUGGCCGGGAACCCGUCUACAAUUCGAACAAAGACAAUCAGAGCGAAGGGACUGCACAGUUGGACAGCAUUGGCUUCAGCAUAAUCAGGAAAUGCAUCCAUGCUGUGGAAACCAGAGGGAUCAAUGAGCAAGGGCUCUACCGAAUUGUUGGGGUCAACUCCAGAGUGCAGAAGCUGCUGAGUGUCCUGAUGGACCCCAAGACAGCAUCAGAGACGGAGACAGACAUCUGCGCUGAGUGGGAGAUCAAGACCAUCACUAGUGCUCUGAAGACCUACCUACGAAUGCUUCCAGGGCCACUCAUGAUGUACCAAUUUCAAAGAAGUUUCAUCAAGGCAGCAAAGCUAGAGAACCAGGAGACACGGGUCUCCGAAAUCCACAGCCUGGUUCACCGACUCCCAGAGAAAAACCGGCAGAUGCUACAGCUGCUCAUGAACCACUUGGCAAAUGUUGCUAACAAUCAUAAGCAGAAUUUGAUGACCGUAGCUAACCUUGGCGUGGUGUUUGGACCCACCCUUUUGCGACCUCAGGAAGAAACAGUAGCUGCCAUCAUGGACAUCAAAUUUCAGAACAUUGUCAUCGAGAUCUUAAUAGAAAACCAUGAAAAGAUCUUCAACACCGUGCCAGAUGUGCCACUCAGCAGUACCCAACUGCACCUGUCCCGGAAGAAGAGCAGCGACUCGAAGCCUCCGUCCUGCAGCGAGAGGCCCCUGACUCUCUUCCACACCGUGCAAACACCAGAGAAACAGGAGCAAAGAAACAGCAUCCUCAACUCCAGUUUGGAAUCUGUCUCAUCCAGCGCAAACAGUAUCCUUAAUUCCAGUAGCAGCCUGCAGCCCAACACAAACUCCAGCGACUUAGACCUGGACGUGGUCAAACCCACCCGACCCAACUCACUCCCCCCGAAUCCAAGCCCAACAUCACCCCUCUCGCCAUCUUGGCCCAUGUUCUCGGCGCCCUCCAGCCCUAUGCCCACCUCAUCCACGUCCAGCGACUCAUCCCCCGUCAGGUCUGUUGCAGGGUUUGCUUGGUUUUCUGUUGCUGCUGUUGUUCUCUCAUUGGCUUGGUCCUCUCUUCAUGCAGUGUUCAGCCUCCUCGUCAACUUUGUUCCCUGCCAUCCAAACCUGCACUUGCUUUUUGACAGGCCAGAAGAAGCAGUUCGCGAAAACUCCAGCACACCAUUCCGGAAGGCACAAGCCUUGUAUGCCUGCAAAGCUGAACACGACUCCGAACUCUCCUUCACGGCAGGCACGGUCUUCGAUAAUGUUCAUCCAUCUCAGGAGCCUGGCUGGUUGGAGGGGACUCUGAACGGGAAGACUGGCCUCAUCCCUGAGAACUACGUGGAGUUCCUCUAACCAUGGGCCCCAGCAGAACUGCUGAGCUUUACAUGGUAUCCAUGACAACCGCUGACUCCAGUGUCGUAGGCCAUUUCUGUUUGCCACUGAGAAUCGCAGGUGACUGUGGCUACCUGUUGAUGCACCUGUUUCUGUGGACUCUCAAGUUACCCAUCACCGCCGUCAUCUCAGCUGACACUCAGUGUUGCCACAAGAAGCAGACGUCAACCCGCAGAGGCCAUUUGAUUUCUGUGACACAGAGAAAGACUUGCAAAGCCGGUGUCUCCUGGGUGCCCAAAAUAGGAAGUGCUCCUUUGUCUCAACUGUCAUCCAAAUCCCCAUCCUUUUUAGAGAGCAAGUGAGCUUUAAGGAGUUGCCAGGAACACACAGCAUACUAAAGGCCAGCGGGGCUAGGCAGGGAAACUGACACUGGGGUCCAGGCUGGGUCUGUUGCUUUUGUUUACAGUAGACACCCUCUCUUUCCCUCCUCUAAAUACCUGAGACCCACAGUGCUGCGGGCAGCUGGGUCUGUCUAUUUGCAUACAGGGUGGAGAGGGAGGGGUUACGGCACUGUUUAUGCAAGAUCCAAUCUUUUCCCCAUCUCCCAAGUCUCCACUGGCCUGUCAGUGGCAAAAUUCAAUCCAGUCCUCUCAUGCAAGGGAACACACUCACGCCAUGUCCCUGUAUCACCCCUGACCCCAUCCAAGCUUUCUCGGCUACCAAGGGCCGCCAUCAUCUGGUAACCAUGACAACCCAGCCUACUCAUAAACCAACCUCCAGAAAAUAUUGUACUCUUUUUUUGCGUGACACAUCCUCCUUCCUACCUCCUUCUUGGUAGUUUUUUGAAUGGUUUCCUAAGAGGAUAACGAAAUGAAGGUGGUCUAUCUAGGAUAGGCAGGAGAACGGCUAGAAGCUCUGCCCUUUCUGAUGAGUUUUUGUAUUUGGAGCAAACCCUAGUGACCUCUUGAGAUUCAGUUAUAUACAGGUCUCGUACCUCUGUUCUUCCAUGCAGAUGGUGUUAGCUUUCCACAGGAGAAGAAGCUUCCUCGCAGUGGCUGGCACCAUCCUUUUGCUUGCUGGGUCCCUCAUGUCCUUGCUUUCACUUGCUCCCCCCACCAGCCUGUCACUCACCAGGCCUCUUGCAGUCCUUUGGGCCACUGGGCACUGGUGCCCUGUGGUUUUUAGAAGUGCUUUCUGGGUAACUGAGCAAGAGUUUAAAAGGAUUAUCUGCAUUCACUGCCACUCAGAAAAAGGGACGUGUUUCCUGGGGAAUCUGAUGCAUGAGUGUCAUUGGCACUGUAAUUCAGGAAGAUCCCAAGAUUGGAACAGGGAGAAUGAAAUGGAUUUCUUCUGAGAAUCCAAAUGUUCCAGUGAGAAGAGGCUGGGCCUGUGGAAGACCGCCUUGGAUGGAGGGGUCCCUCUGGACAUCUUGCCAUGGACUGCCAAAGAACAGAGUUCCCGCAUCUUCUGCAAGGAAGAGUCCUUUUAGGAGCAGCUCUGAACAGACCAGCUCCAUACAGGUGGACGGGCAAGAGUGUCCCCUGCUUCUGGAACUCCUCGCUAGAGAACUAUAAAAAAGGAGAGAAAAACUUGAAUUGUGUUGACUUACUGUAUCUUUUGCUUUUUUUUUUUUUGAAAAAAAAAAGAUAAACUUGUAAAUAGAGUGAUUUGAAAUACUAUAUGGCAAAGUUUUAUAUUUGAUACUCUUUAAGCUAGUUGUUACUCACGUUUGGGCUUUGAUUGCUGAGCCAGUGUGGCUGAGAGAGGAGAGGAGGCAAGGGGUAGAGUCAGGAUCACCAUGCUGCCAUGGUCUGCAAGAAGAGCUGCUGCACCACUCACUGUCUCAGGCUUCGCGAGGGGCCGGAGGGCUGGCAGCUUUCUGUCUUCUUCCUCCACCAAGAUCUUCAGCAUCUCUUGCACUUCGGGUUUGGAGAGGGAAGAGCAUCUUCAGGCCACAAGUUUUCAAAGAAUGCCUACUUAGUUGUGAGACAAAGCUCAGGAUUUAACUAAAUGAGGCCGGAAGUAGGACUUCUUUUCUUCUCAGGUGUGUUUCUCACUACUACCCUCGCCCCAGUAUCAGGAUGGAGGAGCUGCAACAACUGACGUGUCCCCUGCUUCUCUCUCUCUCUCUCUCUCUCCACGUCUAAGGCUUUACAACUGAGGCUGAGCUAGCCUGCAGUGUUACGCACAUGUGAGUUCUAAACCAGGACUGACUGCUCAGAAUCUUGAGUCCUGGAUACGCGGCUGCUUUCCCUUUUGCUCAACAGUGUGUGUGUUCUCUCCUUUCACCUCCGCACUCCAUGGAACCCCUGAAGAGGUAGAAGAGUAGAGAUUGUGCCAUGAUAGCUUUAAAGCUAGCAGGGGCUGGUGGCUGUGAUCAGCUCAAGGAUUAUACAGUGACUCUCCAGGGACUCAGCUGGACGCCAGUGAGACCCGACCAUUGAAUCAGGGAGGAAGAAUUAAGAAUGGACAAGGCUGAGGUUGUUUUCAAGAAAUGUGUCAUUGAGAACCCAAGAGGAAGGGGACUACGUUAACACGCCUCGCUCUACUCAGGCACUGUAAUGGGAAGCAAGGAAACAUGGACUCCCUGUGGGCUGUGCACACUCACGUAGUGGGCUACUUGCCAAGUUACAAGAGCCCAACAUAAUGGUUUUAACACAUUUGACCUUUCAAAUUGGCCCUUGCCCUAUUGACGUCUUAACUGGAUUUAAUAUAGAGAGGCAGAAGCCAAAGGCCCUGCUUCAGGACUUACUAAAGCAGACCUAUAGACACUUGGCCCAAAGCUUGAGUCCUUGGAAGCCUAGCCUGUCUCUCCCUCCUGAGUGGCCCUGAUUUGGAGCUGCUCUUGAUGGGAUCUGUUAGGUAAGCCCCUCCCCUGCUUCGCUGAGGCCACACCAGGCCUGUGACAGAUGGUCACUCUGUCUCCCGUUGUUCCGCCAGGCUCUCCUCCUCCCCAUUCGCCACAGAGCCAUAGGAAUUAUUCAGGAUGUGAGCCAGCCAGUAGGAAGGAACUGGAAGACUGAAAAUAGAUUUCAGUAUCCAUGCUCCCUAUUCCUAACACUGUCUGCUUAAUGGGGAAUGUUGGGGCAGCCCGUGGGUGUAAAUUAAGUCUCCCUGAGCUCUCCCAGGAGCCUCAAGUUGGCUUCAUAAGGCCUUGUGGUCAGUAACCCAUGGAGUCUUUGGGGAGUGUGAAGAUCAAGUGCUUUCUCCUCCUUCAGGCACCUGUGACGCCUUAGUUUGAGAAAGCCAUGCCAUGAGGAGAUAAUAAGCUCUAAGUCCUUGCCCCCAUACAAGUGAAAAACUGGCUUGCUCCUGAUGGAGAAUAUUCUGUUCUGUUUUCCAAGAUAAACCCACAGAGAUGAGUCCCGUACAGUGCAUCCUCCUUUAGUAUCCUAGAAUGGAAGCCAGGUUCUAGCUCAGAGCGGUUGGUAGUUCUGCAGCCAAUAUGUGUUGUGUGACGUUGGAGCAAACUGUUUAUUUUCCACAUAACUUCAGUGUAUCCCUUCUUGCUGAGUGGUUUUUGGACAGGGAUGUGAAGACAGAAAAUGAGCGAUGAAGUGGUAGGUUGGCAUUGGGACAGUCAUACUAGUGACAAGGUCAUCUCGGGCACUUGUCCAGGAUGUCUGAAUCGUGAGUGUGCAUGUGCUGUGGCUCAGAAGGGAGGCCUUCUGUUGACUGAAUCUGUGUUUCAAAGGCGGCAAUCCCAGGCAUACUAGAAGCUUUCCUUUCCUUUCACUCCAGAAACUCUCCCACUCCACCCCAGGCAUGGGCAAUUGAGGGCUGGGAGACUAUGAAAGCUAAAGAUAGCCUCUCUGUGACUGUCGUCAGGCACCUUCUGUCCUCUGUCUUUCCAAAAACAAGCCAGGAAUAUGGCAUUUUGUAGGUAUGGGAUGACCUGUAAUGAAUGUUGAGUGAGCAUGUUACCCAAGUUGAACAGCCAGUGCGGAAGAAACCAAGCAAC